CCCAUGAUUCCCGUACCAAUGGGUAUUAUGGCUCCUGCUCCAACGGUCUUAGUUCCUACCACAGUGUCCAUGGUUGGAAAGCACUUGGGAGCCAGAAAAGAGCACCCUGGUCUAAAGAAUAAAGAAAAUGAUGAAAACAGCGGUCCCACUACCACUGUCUUUGUGGGCAACAUUUCCGAGAAGGCAUCAGAUAUGCUUAUAAGACAGCUCCUAGCUAAAUGUGGCUUGGUUUUGAGUUGGAAGAGAGUGCAAGGGGCAUCUGGAAAACUUCAAGCUUUUGGGUUUUGUGAAUACAAAGAACCAGAAUCCACUCUACGAGCACUGAGACUACUCCAUGACCUCCAGAUUGGAGAGAAGAAGCUGCUAGUUAAAGUUGAUGCCAAGACAAAAGCUCAGCUAGAUGAAUGGAAAGCAAAGAAAAGGGCUUCCAAUGGGGUAGGUAUGCAAUGUGAGACCUGCACUAUGUAAUGAGGGGCGGGGACAGGGUUAUCUAGGCCUGGAAGCCAGGGCUCUUGGUUUCUAUUCCUAUCUCAGCUCUUAACUCACUCCAUGACUUUGGUGAGACUGUGGCUCCUAAAUCCCAUUUGAGAGUUUGUGGGGCUGGGGAGCCUAAUUUACUUAAGCAUUUUUGAGAAUUUUACCCUUAGGGCUUGUCUGCACUUAAAUUCGCAUAUUUAACCAAUGGAAACACCUGUUUUUCAGUUUAGCUUGCCUUUGUACAUUUACUGAGGCAUGCUAAACCAAUAUAAGCUAGGUUUAAAUUGAUUUAAGGGUGUCUGCAUGCAAAGUUGCACCAAUUGAACUAAAUCUGUUCAAAAUCACAGCUUUAAAUUGAUGCAUCACCGUGUAUCAGCCAGGCCUGAAUCUCUGAUUCUCAGUUUAUAUCCAUUCUAAAGAGGAGUAAUACAUAUUAUACUGUACCUUACUGUUCUGAAACUUAAUGUUUAAUUAGAGAUUUGAGACGUCUUUUAAAAAGUGACCUAUAGAAAUGUAUUGUUUGUUACAAAAUCCGUGAGCCAGUUGAGGGACCUGAAUUAAGUUUCUCUUGCAGCCUUCACAAUAGUUUAAAACUCAUGCAAGACAGAAAAGUAGAUUUAUUUCUUUGCUGUUAUAAGGCAGUGAACAGAUCACAAGCAGAUGUAACAUUAA
Messenger RNA from Terrapene triunguis (Three-toed box turtle), 1149 nucleotides. Its product is annotated as RNA-binding protein 25-like. Bases 4 to 468 code for a protein of 154 amino acids. Lineage: Eukaryota; Metazoa; Chordata; Testudines; Emydidae. The record is from RefSeq and is a predicted model, not a curated record. Gene Ontology annotation, cellular component: spliceosomal complex. Gene Ontology annotation, molecular function: mRNA binding. The transcript is spliced from 4 exons. Gene Ontology annotation, biological process: regulation of alternative mRNA splicing, via spliceosome.